CUGUACAUUGCUGAUGUUCCACCACCCCUUCUGCUGCCACAAACUUUUCCACCUCGUACUCAGUCACGAGCGGCUGGUGUUGUCUCUCGCGCUGCCUGCAUAGCAUGCGCGUUCGGAGCAGUGGCACAAUCACCAGUCAUCUUCCACACUGACUGAGCGACGUGCUUGAAACAUACCGAGACAGAGGAACAGGAGGCGACCCCGUUUGUGGGCAGAAUGCGGGCGCUGUCCGUGGUGCUGAAUCCGCUGCUGUUUCUACUGCUGUUCAGCUAUUGCCCUUCUGUGACAGUCAAGCCUAAGGAAGGCUGGCAGGUGUACAGCUCGGCCCAGGAUUCAGAGGGGAGGUGUAUCUGUACAGUAGUGGCUCCUGAACAGAACCUCUGCUCCAGAGAUGCCAAGGAGGGACAGCUCCGACAUCUACUGGAGAAGGUCCAGAACAUGUCCCAGUCAAUCGAGGUGCUAAACCUGCGGACUCAGAGAGACUUCCAGUACAUCAUGAGGAUGGAAGGCCAGUUCAAAGAGCUAAGGUCAAAGUUCAGACAGAUAGAGACCAACAGGAAGACACAGGUCAACAGGAACUUCCAGGAGUUGAAGGGUAAGAUGGAUGCCCUACAGCCUCUGAUCCCUGUGUUGGAGCAGUACAAGACAGAUGCCCAGCUCAUCUCCCAGUUUAAACAGGAGAUCAGGAACCUCUCCAUGGUGCUCACAGCCAUCCAGGAGGAGAUAGGAACCUAUGACUAUGAGGAACUACAACAGAGGGUCCUGAAUCUGGAGAGCAGGCUACGCAACUGCAUGAGCAAACUCACAUGUGGUAAACUGAUGAAGAUCACUGGACCUGUGACGGUGAAGACCUCUGGUACACGGUUUGGAGCUUGGAUGACUGAUCCACAGGCCUCCCCUAGAAACAACCGGGUCUGGUACAUGGAUAGCUACACCAACAACAAGAUCGUCAAAGAGUACAAGUCCAUAGCAGACUUUGUUUCCGGGGCCGAGUCUCGAACCUACAACCUGCCGUUCAAGUGGGCCGGGACCGAUCACGUGGUGUACAACGGCUCUCUGUACUACAACAAGGUCCAGAGCAACAUCGUGGUGUGUUACCGCUUCGAGACGGGCCGCGUUGUGACCCAGAGAGCCCUGGAGAACGCCGGCUUCCACAACGUCUACCCUUACACCUGGGGAGGCUUCUCCGACAUAGACCUCAUGGCCGACGAGCUGGGCCUGUGGGCCGUCUACGCCACCAAUCAGAACGCAGGAAACAUCGUCAUCAGCCAGCUCAACCCCGACACGCUACAGGUCCUCGGAACCUGGAACACGGAAUAUUCCAAACGGAACGCCGGGGAGUCCUUUAUGAUCUGUGGAACACUCUACAUCACCAACUCUCACCUGACUGGUGCUAAGGUUUACUACGCAUACUCCACCAAGACCUCUAACUAUGAGUACACAGACAUUCCCUUCCAUAACCAGUUCUUCCACAUGUCCAUGCUGGACUAUAACGCCAGGGACCGGGCGCUGUACGGCUGGAACAAUGGACACCAGGUUCUGUUCAACGUCACGUUGUUCCAUAUCAUCAAGACAGAGGACGAUUCGUGAGGAGGAAGAACCGCCGAGGAACUCAAAGGAUUCCACUGACUAACAUUCCUGGUGUUCCGGUGUUCCGUCAGUCAUUGUGGGAGUUCUAUUGUUGGGUCUCUAAAUGGUAUUUUUUUGCUAUCUUCUUUUGACAAUCCAUCUUCGGAUCUAUUGGCUUCCCUUUCAAAUUCCUAAUGCAAGAAUUACUAAAGAUGUUGGCCUCUGAACUCUGAACUGUCUCCCAAUGUCAUGACAGAGUCAUGAUAUUCUAUGGUAGUUCUACCUAGCAACCCCAAUUUUAAAUCAUCUGGCCCUCUAACGAUGACAUCAUGCCCUGACAGUCUUCCUCUUGGUUUUUUUUAAAUUCAUUUUCCUCUCUUUUGACACAAGCCUUUAUUUUCACUUUAUCCCUUUCCUUUCAGCUACUCUACACUGGACUCUAUGAGAGAUUGUCUGGGCUGGGUAACAUGCCUCUGAUUGGCUGGGCUUGGGCAACAUGCCUCUGAUUGGCUGGGCUUGGGUAACAUGCCUCUGGUUGGCGGGGCUUGGGUAACAUGCCUCUGGUUGGGUGGGCUUGGGUAACAUACCUCUGAUUGGGUGGGCUUGGGUAACAUACCUCUGAUUGGGUGGGCUUGGGUAACUUAGCUUUUGUAUCCAUUGCAACAGUGUCAAUAGGAGUAUGCCUUAUUCAGUGCAGUCUGUUCUGUAAGUCCAUAGGAUAACAGGUGUCCUGUCCUGCAUGAAUGUCUAUGAUAGCAUGUCUAGCUCUCUGUGAUUUGCAUCCAAAAUGGCACCCUAGGUCCCAAAGGGCUCUGGUCAAAAGUAGCACACUAUAUAGGGAAUAGGAUGCCAUUUUGGAUUCAACGUAUGGCUGUCCUGAUAGCAUCUAUAACUCUGUCUGUGGACUCUCUCGGCAACCAUCUCUCUUUCCCAUUGUAACACAAUUAAUGAUUAUUGUCUGAUUAUACUGUAUAUGGAUAAACAGGAAAAUACACAUUUAUAUACAUAAUUACUGUUACAUUAUGGAAAUAAAGUUAUUAUUGUUCUUGAUUAA
Molecule: messenger RNA, 2623 nt
Organism: Salmo salar (Atlantic salmon)
Lineage: Eukaryota; Metazoa; Chordata; Actinopteri; Salmoniformes; Salmonidae
Product: noelin-3
Biological process (GO): signal transduction
Source: RefSeq, a predicted model, not a curated record